GAUGGAGACUGUUGAUCUCUGACGCCCCCAACCGCACGUGUAAACCAACGAGAUUGUAUAGAUAGAGUAGAAGAGGAGCGAAAGGUCAGAGGAGCCUCUGUUAGUGGUAAUAGCGGAUGCGAGGAAAAAGAGAGAACAAUGGAUGGCUCGUCUUUUCAAGAUAAGUCUACCAAAGAUGUGGACCAUGAGCUGCAGGAUUUUAUUAUGAUGGAGAAGCAAAAGGCACAAUUUCAAGCCCAGAUUCAUGAAUUCAAUGAUGUAUGUUGGGAAAAAUGUGUUGAUAAACCAGGAAGCAAAUUGGACAGUCGGACAGAGACAUGUUUAAACAAUUGUGUUGAUAGGUUUAUAGAUGUUUCUCUUUUAAUUACAAAUCGUUUUUCACAACUCUUGCAAAAAUCUGCAGGAAUGAUGUAGUUUAUUUAUAAAUUGUGUUGGUAUUGUAGACAAUUAUAAAUAAAAUUAUUUUUAUUCGUGUAUGUGCAACAAAAAAAUAUUUGAUUUGUAUAAUAAUAAAUAGAAAAGUAAGCUGACAAAUAAAGGAGUUAUUUUUUUCA
Hylaeus anthracinus is the source of this 554-nucleotide messenger RNA. RefSeq names its product mitochondrial import inner membrane translocase subunit Tim8-like (gene Tim8). The transcript has 3 exons. Lineage: Eukaryota; Metazoa; Arthropoda; Insecta; Hymenoptera; Colletidae. The record is from RefSeq and is a predicted model, not a curated record. The coding region runs from base 139 to 414 and encodes 91 amino acids.